GGAUCCUUGCGUCACCGCGUUGGUCAUGACGUUAUUAGAGAGCGGCGCCGUUGCACACUGUAAUGGGAGCUGGCGAUUUUUCCCAUAUUUUGAUAGUUUAAUCCGUGAAUGGCGCCGAAACAGGACCCGAAACCUAAAUUUCAAGAAGGUGAAAGAGUGCUGUGUUUUCAUGGGCCAUUGCUCUACGAAGCUAAGUGUGUUAAGAUAAACAUAAAGGACAAACAAAUCAAAUACUUUAUUCAUUACAGCGGCUGGAAUAAGAAUUGGGACGAAUGGGUUCCUGAAAGCAGAGUGCUUAAGUAUGUGGACAGUAAUCUGCAGAAACAGAAAGAGCUUCAGAGGGCCAAUCAAGACCAUUAUGUAGAAGGAAGAAUGAGGGGAGCUGCACCGAAUAAGAAGUUACCUGCUGCAUCGCAGAAGAACGAUGUGAAAACCAAAAAGAACAAACAGAAGACUCCUGGAGCAGGAGAAGGAACUAGUUCAGGGGGAGACCCAACUCACCCGCCACGUAAAAAGAGAGCACGUGUUGACCCAACUGUGGAAAGUGAGGAAACCUUCAUAAAUCGAGUGGAGGUUAAAGUGAAAAUCCCUGAGGAGCUGAAACCAUGGCUUGUUGAUGACUGGGACCUGAUUACACGGCAAAAACAGCUUUUCCACCUACCUGCCAAAAAGAAUGUUGAUGCAGUCCUUGAAGAUUAUGCAAACUACAAGAAAUCAAGAGGAAACUCUGACAGCAAGGAGUUUGCUGUAAACGAGGUGGUUGCUGGUAUCCGGGAAUAUUUCAAUGUUAUGCUGGGGACACAACUUCUCUACAAAUUUGAGAGGCCUCAGUACGCAGACAUCCUGGCCAACCAUCCGGAUACAUCUAUGUCUCAAAUCUACGGCGCCCCUCACCUACUCAGACUCUUUGUGAGAAUCGGAGCCAUGCUGGCAUACACUCCUCUGGAUGAGAAGAGCCUUGCACUGCUGCUCAGUUAUCUACAAGACUUCCUCAAGUACCUUGUAAAGAACUCUGCAUCGCUCUUCAAUGCCAGCGACUAUGAAGUUGCCCCUCCAGAGUACCACCGCAAGGCAGUUUAAGGUUUCCCAUUCUAGGAUCUGAAGCCCUUGUGUGUUGAGGUUUGGAGAUGACUUUCUUUGAGAGGAUGUGAUUUCACAGAAACGCCUUUGGAAAAUGGAUUGUGCGAGAUCUGUUGAUUUAUUAAGGAAGAAUCCAAGCAAGAUGUCACACUAAUCCCUGGACAAAUUCGUUUUCUUUCAUGUGGAAAGCUGCUGAGUACGCUCUUCCUGUAUUGGUAUGUUUUUGAGUACCACUUUUUAGUUUCUAUAUUUUUUUUGUUUGAUGUUUACCAACAUCAUCUGAAAAAAAAGGAUUUAAUCAUGGUUAUUUUUUUGUUUCCUGUUCUGAUUCAGAUGCUGGCUAAAUUUGUCUUGUAGGCUGUCAUCAUUUUCUAAUAAAAGUCUUUCAUUCUUUA
This is a messenger RNA of Amphiprion ocellaris (clown anemonefish), 1475 nucleotides long. RefSeq names its product mortality factor 4 like 1 (gene morf4l1). The coding region runs from base 109 to 1080 and encodes 323 amino acids. NCBI's taxonomy places the organism in Eukaryota, Metazoa, Chordata, Actinopteri, Pomacentridae. The record is from RefSeq and is a predicted model, not a curated record. Gene Ontology annotation, cellular component: nucleus; NuA4 histone acetyltransferase complex. The transcript has 12 exons. Gene Ontology annotation, biological process: regulation of DNA-templated transcription; chromatin organization.